GGCGGGGCGGCCGAGGAGGCGGCGGCACGGGCUGGACCCACGCGGCGCGCGGCCCGCCCGGCCUGCAGCGCUCCCACCCCGGCGGCGGCGGCACGAUGCCCUUUGACUUCAGGAGGUUUGACAUCUACAGGAAGGUGCCCAAGGACCUUACGCAGCCCACCUACACCGGGGCCAUCAUCUCCAUCUGCUGCUGCCUCUUCAUCCUCUUCCUCUUCCUCUCGGAACUCACCGGCUUCAUCACGACAGAGAUUGUGAACGAGCUGUACGUCGAUGACCCGGACAAGGACAGCGGGGGCAAGAUCGACGUCAGUCUGAACAUCAGCUUGCCCAAUCUGCACUGCGAGCUGGUCGGGCUGGACAUCCAGGACGAGAUGGGCAGGCACGAGGUGGGCCACAUCGACAACUCCAUGAAGAUCCCGCUCAGCAACGGGGCCGGCUGCCGCUUCGAGGGGCAGUUCAGCAUCAACAAGGUACCUGGCAACUUCCAUGUGUCCACACACAGUGCCACAGCCCAGCCACAGAACCCCGACAUGACGCACAUCAUCCACAAGCUCUCCUUUGGGGACACACUACAGGUGCAGAAUGUCCACGGAGCUUUCAAUGCCCUCGGGGGAGCGGACAGACUCAGCUCCAACCCCCUGGCCUCCCACGACUACAUCCUGAAGAUCGUGCCCACGGUUUACGAGGACAAGAGCGGCAAGCAGCGCUACUCCUACCAGUACACGGUGGCCAACAAGGAGUACGUCGCCUACAGCCACACGGGCCGCAUCAUCCCCGCCAUCUGGUUCCGCUAUGACCUCAGCCCCAUCACAGUCAAGUACACGGAGAGACGGCAGCCGCUGUACAGGUUCAUCACCACGAUCUGUGCCAUCAUCGGCGGGACCUUCACUGUGGCCGGCAUUCUGGACUCCUGCAUCUUCACGGCCUCGGAGGCCUGGAAGAAGAUCCAGCUGGGCAAGAUGCAUUGACACCACCAGCCGACAGCCGGGGAGCCCGGGGCUGCCAGCCCUGCCUCCGUCGCCCUGGCUCCUGCGGCUCUCCCCACCCCGGGUCUGGCUGCACCCCAGGGUGCAUGCGCGUGCGGGGUCUGGGGGGAGGCGGGCGAGGCUCGGGUCCCGCAGCUACCUCUCUUCCCCGUGUCUAACUUCAGAUAAAUCACACUGCCUACCGUUGUGGCGUUCCUUCCCGGGGAGCCCCAAGACCAGAGUCAGGCAAGGGGGGCGCUCCCAAGAUGCUGGGAUCCCCUCCUGGGAGGGCUGCGGUCCCUUGCCUCUUAGGGAACAGUCCAGCAUCCCCGCUGGCCAGUGCCAUCCAGGCUUUGACAAUCCCGCAGCCCCCGCCAUCCUGGGCUCUCAGCUUUGGGACCAGCCUGCCCAGAAGUCCUCCCGCUGCACCGUCAACCCGGAAUGACCCUUCCCAGGCAAGCCGCUGAGAUGGCGCUGUAGCCGAGGCUCCCACUCCUGCCCUCCCUCCCUGCCCCCAGCCCAGGCCUCGGGUCCUCACCCCACCCGUCCUGUUCUUCCAAGAAGCAGUGGUAGGUCUCAGCUCUGCCCACUGGUCACCAGGCAGGUUGCAGACUCCCUUCCCCUCUGUCUUAGUCCCUCUGAACCUCCCACCGCUGUGCCUCGGCCUCUGUGCUGUGUGGCAAGGGCAUUUGUUGGUGGAGGGGCUGGUUCCCCCUGCCAGGCGUCCCCACGGCUCAGUAGUGGGGGGUCUUGUGACUGGAAGUUGCCCUUGGAGAGCUGAUAACAUGGUUCGUGCACUUACGUCCAGAUGGAAGCAUCCCUCCCUGUCACCCUCAAACGAGGACACCUUGGCCUCUGCCAGACAGCCGCCUCUGGUCCAGAGGCCUUAGCUGGGGGGAGCAGAGCAAAGCAGCCCUUCUCUGCCCUUUAGGCCUCCACUUCUGGGGCUCCCCAGAGUUCGAGUACUUGGACCUCUUCGGCCCAGUCCUGGCCUGCUGACCAUCGGCUGCCCACAUCCCACCAUGUUCCUAGCCCUGGGGUUGCCCAGUUCCCUCACUUGCUCCUGGGGUGAUUCCUACCCUGUGCUCCCCCAUCCUUCCCUUUGGGUCCUGAAAGGGAAGGUCAGUGGUCCAGACAUGAGUUCCACCCAGGGAAUUCCAGCUCUGCCCUCGUGUGGAGAGCCCUGCCUGUUUUCCGUGUGUAUGGAGAUUGUUCGCAUACUUUUGUAAUGAAGGGGGAGUUUCCAGUAGAAGGAUUUUUAAAAUUAUCUAUAUGGAUAGCUCAAGUCUCUGCCAUUUGUAAUUUUUGGCUCCAAAUUCCAAUGAGCAAAGUUUCCCCUUUUGCAUAUGAGUUGACUGAUGUGCGUGCAAAGCUGCUCUUGGUUAUUUCUGUUGUCCGCGGCCACUUGGGUGGAUUUUUUUUUUUUAACAUUCCAUUCCCAGUUACGGAAAGGAAAGGAAUCCCUUUGGUGUGUGAAUCCGUGUGCCCCACAGAGGACUAGGGCGGCGGGUGGGAGAGGCGGGGCAUGCUCCUGAGUUGAAAUCCCACUUUUAUGCAUUUUUUAAAAAAACGCUGAGGACCCAGGGGAUGUCAGUUCCUAUGGAAGGUCAGUGUCCUCUGACCUUUUAUUCUUAUAAACAAAAAUCUCAAGGGAAAAAAAAAUGUUUUCUUUCCCCAUUCAUAGGGUUCAAAUAGAUUAUUAAAAGGCUGAUUUUCGGAAGUA
Molecule: messenger RNA, 2688 nt
Organism: Sciurus carolinensis (gray squirrel)
Lineage: Eukaryota; Metazoa; Chordata; Mammalia; Rodentia; Sciuridae
Gene: Ergic1
Product: endoplasmic reticulum-golgi intermediate compartment 1
Exons: 10
Coding region: 96-968 (290 amino acids)
Biological process (GO): endoplasmic reticulum to Golgi vesicle-mediated transport; retrograde vesicle-mediated transport, Golgi to endoplasmic reticulum
Cellular component (GO): endoplasmic reticulum; Golgi membrane; COPII-coated ER to Golgi transport vesicle
Source: RefSeq, a predicted model, not a curated record